UUAAUGCAGAUCAGCUGAUUGAUGGUGAUAACUAGUCCCAAACACUGCUGGUUUCUAGUGAGCUGGCAGUCAGUUUAAUGUUAGGAAACCUGGUGAGAGUCACUAAUUAUAACGCUAGGAAACAAACAACAGUUUAAGCACACAUACUAACCUGUUUGUAAUGUAUUUAUAGAAAAUAGUUAGUGUUAAUUAGCAAAGUCUCAUUCAACACUAAAGAAAGGACUACAAAUCCGUAUUAAAUUAGGACCGGUGAACUCCACUGAUUCGGCUAGAUUUCUUUCUAUCGGUCUUUCUUCUCCCAGUUUCUCAUGGCCCUGAAGCUGAAACGAAGGCGAGAAUUAAGCACGCUGAGGACAGAGGAGAGCAGAGCUCGUUGGAGAUUGACCAUCAUAACUGUCUGCUGUGUGCUUGUCAUACUGGCAUCCUUGAUAGUGGGGUUGUACUUUACCAUUAGGACCGUGAAUAGCAAGUUUUUCUUCUGCUCUGGCUCAAUGAGGUUCAUUUCAAUAGAGAAGUCAUGUGAUGGCAAGGCUGACUGCUCAGGUGGUGAGGACGAGAUCGCAUGUGUAUCCAAACUGCGGACCAAUGGCACGUAUCCAGUGAGGCUGAUGGGGGAUAGACUGGUCCUGCAGGUGUUCAUCAAUGAGGGUGGCUGGAGAACAGUGUGUGCUGAGAACUGGAGAACGAAGCACACACGCUUAACCUGUCAAAAACUGGGCUAUACAGCGAGUCCGCGAAGUACACGAGUCCCGGUGAAGAGUCUGCUCUUCAACCCUAACAAUGCAUUUGCUACAGUAAGCAAUGACUCAACAAGCUCUGACAUCCAGAGUUUCCUCUCAGUCAGCGAUAAAUGUUCAGCUGGCUCAGUGGUGUCUGUGUCCUGCUCAGACUGUGGGGAGGUGGAGGGAGAGGACCGUAUUGUUAAUGGGGAGGACACCGCAAUCGAACACUGGCCGUGGCAGGUUAGUCUUCAAUGGAACCGCCAGCACAAGUGUGGAGGAGCGUUACUGUCCAGGCAAUGGAUCGUUUCAGCUGCUCACUGUUUUACAAGCCGGACACGAGAGCUGAGUCGAUGGACUGUGGUGUUAGGUCAGACCCAACUGACGGCAUCCAGGGGUGUCCGUGUAGAGACGAUUGUGAUCCACAAGGACUACAGCCGCUUGAGUAAUGACUAUGACAUCGCCAUGCUAAAACUCACCUGGCCUGUCAAAACUGGGGAAUUGAUCUUGCCAGUUUGUUUACCCCCACACCAGUUGUCUGUGAAGGAGAUGCUUGUGGUGACUGGGUGGGGAUUGCUAAAUGAAAAAGGGGGGCAUCCCUCGGUGCUGCAGAAAGCUUCAGUGCCACUGAUUGACCGGUCAGAGUGUUCAAAGCCCUCUGUUUAUGGUUCCGCCAUUACUCGCAGAAUGCUUUGUGCUGGAUUCCUCGAAGGAAAUAUAGAUGCGUGUCAGGGGGACAGUGGGGGUCCGCUCGUGUACCUUUCAUCUCGAUGGCAGUUAUUGGGCAUAGUGAGCUGGGGUGUGGGCUGUGCACGGGAGGGAAAGCCUGGAGUUUACACUGAUGUUAGUCAACUUCUUGACUGGAUCUACACUGUAAUGGAGAGACAUCCAUGAGGACGAGGAGGUGAAUAAUGGAUGUGAAUCUCUUCAUGCUAUCAUCCCACAAAGGAGAAAAGACAAUCACCUUAAAGUGUCAAAACAGAAAUAAGUGUUAGUGAAUAUAGGGAUCAUUCAAUUUUAUGAUAAAUUUGACCAGUAUGGUCAAAACGUAUGCUUUUUUUUAAAUCGCACUUGUUCAUUGGAAGUAUAGCACUAUGGCAAUUUUCCAGUUAUUUUGCUGUAUGUUCACUGUAAAGCAAUUAAAAUACUGUAAAUGUUUUAACUUUUUUCUAAACCAAAAGCAUGUAGAAGGCAACAAAUAAAUAAAGCAUGAUACAUUUA
Messenger RNA from Pimephales promelas (fathead minnow), 1940 nucleotides. RefSeq names its product transmembrane serine protease 4b (gene tmprss4b). The record is from RefSeq and is a predicted model, not a curated record. Lineage: Eukaryota; Metazoa; Chordata; Actinopteri; Cypriniformes; Leuciscidae. Gene Ontology annotation, cellular component: membrane. Gene Ontology annotation, molecular function: protein binding; serine-type endopeptidase activity. Gene Ontology annotation, biological process: proteolysis.